UAGAGUUAAGCUAGCUCCUACUUGCAAUGUUAUUCCAUACAACGAAAUUGUAACCAAAAUAUAUCAAAAUUGUUGUGUUACAGUUGUAGUUUUGUUGAUGAUAAAACUGUAUUUUUUAUUAUAUCUUCUUAUUUCAGGAUAAAUAUGGCAGGUAUAAGUGAAGUCAGUGUUGCGGGUGUUUUGGAGAAGAUCAGCCAGGGACACCUUGAGUGUCCAAUUUGCUUCUCUCGAUUCACAAACCCCAAGAUUCUGAAUUGCUUGCACAGCUUCUGCCAAAGAUGCCUGGAAAUAAUGAUGGAAGGUCAUCCUCAGCAGGGAGAGAUUACCUGCCCAAUCUGCAGGCAGAAAAUGGCUUUAUCAGAUGCAGGAAUUGCUGGAAUUCUCAACAAUUUUUCCUUGAUGGCUCUGGUGGACGAGGUCAAUCAACAGGAAGAGAUGGUCAAAAGUCAAAGAUCAAAUAUCAUUUGCGAGGUGUGUGAAGAAGAAGAGGCAAUUGUAAGGUGUUUGGAGUGCAGGGAAUAUUUCUGUGACUUCUGUCACAAUGCCCACAAACGAAGCAAGAAAACCAGGAAUCACGAGACGGCAUCAAUUGAAGACCUGCGCUCAGGAAAGGCACCUUACCAAAGUCGCCUUUGGAAUGAGGUUCCUAAAUGCCCAAAUCAUUCUUCCCAGGAUCUCUUCUUCUGUGAGACUUGUGAGACACUGAUAUGUGCUGUAUGCACUGCUCUUGAUCAUAAAGCACCAGACCAUAAAUUCAUUGAUAUUUCUGCUGCAGUUGCCUCAUGCAAAGAAAAAGUGACUGAACACAUCACAGAGGCCAAACAAUGUAUUAAUAAGUUUGAGGAGGCAAAAAAAAAAGCUCUAAAUUCAAAGUUGGACCACAACAAUAUGACAGUGGAGAUGAAUGAUCGCAUUACUAAAAAUGCAGAUGACGCAGUUGACAAAAUUCGUGAGAAUGAACGCUUGCUGAAAGAAAAAGUCACUAAGGUUUGCCACAAAAAGGAUGCAUGCUUUGACCAAGUUCUAGAAUGCUGUAAAGAAAAUAUUGAAAAGGCAGAAAAAACAUUAGCGACAGUGAAAUCUGUGAUGGAUCAGGCCAAUAAUUUUGAUCUUUUAAAACUGCAACCGAACCUUCUUCAAAACUUACAAGACGCAGCAGAUCAAGAAACACUAGCACCAGUGCAAGGCCUUACGUUUGAAGAUUUACAACAAUGUGAAGACAUCAGUCAGACAGAUCUUGGUUUUACCCCAAGAAUGAGUGUAUCAGUACAAGAACAAGCUAGGAGAUUGCAGGUUGGCACUAGGGUCAAACGGGGACCUGAUUGGUGCUACGGUAAUCAGGAUGGUCAAGACGAAGGAAGGGUAAUAUGUUUAGAUGACGCCGAUGUUGGCUUUGUCGAUGUAGAAUGGUCAUCAGGAUUGGUUGAAAGUUACCGGAUGGGAGCAAAGGGACACUAUGAUCUUCAAAUGGUCAACUUUGGCCCAAGAAUGAGUGUAUCAGUACAAGAACAAGCUAGGAGAUUGCAGGUUGGCACUCGGGUCAUACGGGGACCUGAUUGGCACUACGGUAAUCAGGAUGGUCAAGGCGAAGGAAGGGUAAUAUGUAUAGAUGACGCCGAUUUUGGCUAUGUCGAUGUAGAAUGGUCAUCAGGAUUGGUUGAAAGUUACCGGAUGGGAGCAAAGGGACACUAUGAUCUUCAAAUGGUCAACUUUGGCCCAAGAAUGAGUGUAUCAGUACAAGAACAAGCUAGGAGAUUGCAGGUUGGCACUAGGGUCAUACGGGGACCUGAUUGGCACUACGGUAAUCAGGAUGGUCGAGACGAAGGAAGGGUAAUAUGUUUAGAUGACGCCGAUGUUGGCUUAGUCGAUGUAGAAUGGUCAUCAGGAUUGGUUGAUAAUUACCGGAUGGGAGCAGGGGGACACUAUGACCUUCAAAUGGUCAAGUAUGCAGAUGAUGAAUACUAUUGA
This is a messenger RNA of Patiria miniata (bat star), 1968 nucleotides long. Its product is annotated as E3 ubiquitin-protein ligase TRIM56-like. Gene Ontology annotation, molecular function: ubiquitin-protein transferase activity; zinc ion binding. Gene Ontology annotation, cellular component: nucleoplasm; chromatin. The transcript is spliced from 7 exons. NCBI's taxonomy places the organism in Eukaryota, Metazoa, Echinodermata, Asteroidea, Valvatida, Asterinidae. Bases 145 to 1968 code for a protein of 607 amino acids. The record is from RefSeq and is a predicted model, not a curated record. Gene Ontology annotation, biological process: protein ubiquitination; positive regulation of DNA-templated transcription.